AAACAUACACUGCAAGAACUACUUUGAAGUGCAUUGCUAGAUCGCUGUGCAAGCUUUGCUACAUUCACCAGUGCACAUCUAAGGAUUGAUACCUGUGUUAUAAUUCUGCUCGACUCUGGGAUCACAGCAAUCACCAUUGAGUGAUCAGCAUCGGAACAUGGAAGAAGAUGAUGACUUCAAUCUCGAGGAUGAGCUGGAGCGCGAGUUAGAGGCGGGAAUGGAUGUGGACGAAGAAGACGAGGAGGCUUCAGCAGCAACGCAUGCGGUAGCAGCCACAUCUGCAGCUGUGUCAUCAGGACCUCAGCCCUCAGGCGAGGGAGCUGCAGAUGACCUUACCAGUGCAGUUGCAGCUGUUGAGCUUGGCAAGACUCAAGCGUUUGAUGCAGUUCAGCAGCUGGAGGCACUGAAACAGGAGAGGCAAAGAAAGAACCAGGAGGUGCUCAAGCUGCUGACACCAGAGCAGAUGGAUCGGUAUGAGGCCUUCAGGCGAUCCAAGCUGGCCAAGCCGAGUAUGAGAAAGUUGCUGCACAGCGUGACCGGGCAGGCGCCUCAUAUGAACUCGACCAUCGUCAUGUGCGGCAUAGCAAAGCUCUUUGUGGGCGAUCUAGUGGAGACAGCGAGGAUGGUGGCAGCAGAGAUGGGGGACAAUGGACCGCUGAGGCCAGCGCACCUGCAGGAGGCCUAUCAGAAGUUGGACAGGCAGGGGAAGAUCCCCCACAGCACCAGGAAGCCCCGCCGCAUGCGCAUGCUGUGACAGCCAGUCUUGUCCUCGUACUCCCAUUGAUCAAUGGGAGCACAGGUGCCUAUAGAAAGAGGCUAUAGACUACAGAGACCUGUGCACGUAGUGGCAAUAGACACAGGCUGUAGAUCUGAUCUUUAGCCUAAGUGUUAUCAGAGGUGACAAUGAUUGUUGACAAUUCUUGAACUGAUCUGAACGGUACAUCGCAUGAUGUGUCUCUGCUCCAUGAGGGGACAUCCAGAUACCAUGAAAUCUAGUUCAUGUAACCAGACAAUGCGGAUC
Messenger RNA from Coccomyxa subellipsoidea C-169, 1021 nucleotides. Its product is annotated as TAFII28-domain-containing protein. Gene Ontology annotation, biological process: transcription initiation at RNA polymerase II promoter; RNA polymerase II preinitiation complex assembly. Bases 158 to 754 code for a protein of 198 amino acids. Lineage: Eukaryota; Viridiplantae; Chlorophyta; Trebouxiophyceae; Coccomyxaceae. Gene Ontology annotation, molecular function: transcription coactivator activity; protein heterodimerization activity. The record is from RefSeq and is a predicted model, not a curated record. The transcript has 5 exons. Gene Ontology annotation, cellular component: nucleus; transcription factor TFIID complex.